This is a messenger RNA of Colletotrichum siamense, 315 nucleotides long. It is a transcript of the gene rps-25, whose product is annotated as 40S ribosomal protein S25. NCBI's taxonomy places the organism in Eukaryota, Fungi, Ascomycota, Sordariomycetes, Glomerellales, Glomerellaceae. The record is from RefSeq and is a predicted model, not a curated record. The transcript is spliced from 5 exons. Gene Ontology annotation, cellular component: cytosolic small ribosomal subunit. Gene Ontology annotation, molecular function: structural constituent of ribosome. Bases 1 to 315 code for a protein of 104 amino acids.
AUGGCGCCCGCUGCUGGAGCUAAGAAGCAAAAGAAGAAGUGGUACCCGACUCAUGCAUCGCACAGGUCCAAGGGAAAGGUCAAGGACAAGGCCCAGCACGCCGUCAUCCUCGACAAGACCACCUCCGACAAGCUCUACAAGGAUGUCCAGUCCUACCGCCUGGUGACCGUUGCCGUCCUGGUCGACCGUCUCAAGAUCAACGGCUCCCUGGCCCGCAAGUGCCUGGCCGACCUCGAGGAGAAGGGCAUCAUCAAGCCCGUCGUUCAGCACAGCAAGAUGAAGAUCUACACCCGUGCCGUCGGUGGCUCUGACUAA